AGCACGCUGCAACUCGGUCUUCGUCCAUGCCCCCCACCGGGGCCCCGCUCUCACUCCUACCACCAUCCGCUGCUCUACAUGCCCUUACCGUCGCACGCCGCGACGCCAACGUCUCUCUCGAGUACAUUACCUCCCUGCAGUCCUCCAUCCAGGUCCUGGAGGCACAAAUCGCCGCUCUGGCACUGGAACGUGAGGGGUUAGGAGCACAGCUCUCCCUCGCUCAAGCGAGAUAUGCACCAAUUGGUCGAUUACCGAGCGAGCUACUUGCGACUAUCUUCGGGUUCGCAGUAGGCACCGGACGAGCCAGCAGGGAGACGUUGUCGAGAGUAAUACGGGUAUGUCGACAUUGGCGACGGGUUUCACUCGCUACCUCUUUCCUAUGGACGACGGUCCUUGUCGACGCCGAUUGCAAUUGGGAUUCCAUUCGUUUGCACUUGCGCAUGAGCAAGGGCUUGCCACUUGACGUGCUAAUCCACUUUGACGACUUUCCCCGCUCGAUCCCCCGCGAUGCUAUUGGCGAGGCGCUGCUGGAUGCGAUGGAGCUGCUCCAACCGAUCAUAACGCGGACACGCACAUUUCGUCUAUACGUCCUCACCGAGGCGCUGGCAUAUUCCGCGCUGCUCAAGGUACAUCGAAUGCCCGCUCCCAUCCUUGAGCGACUCACUGUGCGUGUAGCGGAGGAGAGGAGUGACCUAGCGGACAUACCUCCUCUAUUUCGCCCAUUCGCUGGCUCCACUCCGCGCUUGAGCUCGCUCAGCCUACAGAGCAUCCGCUUUGGCGGCGCACUUCCCGUGACGGAUAGCCUACGAAGCUUCUCCCUAGGCGGAUACAGCGUGAACGAAGGCGUACCGAUGUACCUGCUCCUUUCUGUCUUCCGAGAUUGCCGUAAGCUCGAGUCCGUCCGACUCGAGUCUAUGGCCGACGUACGGGAGCGACCUCCGAACUCAGGAUCCAUCCUCCUCCCCAAGCUCUCCCAGCUCGUCCUCGCAUCGUGUGGGACCAACCGUGCACAAUACCUUCUCCGAAUCCUCAUCCUUCCCCGGCUUGAACGGCUCGAGCUGGACAAUCUCGGUGAGAUCACUCAGGUGUUGAGGGACUUCGACAUCAAAGCGGAACAUUUGCCCCUUCGGCACAUCCGAGUCGAGGCGUGUUUGUUCAAUGAGCUCAGGCUCAUGCACUUGUUUAUGAAGUGGUCGGGCAUCGAGACGAUCGAACUCAUCGAGUGCGAGGACGUGUCAGACAACCUCCUACGUGGGCUAUCCGAGCCCCCAGGAGCGGAGAAAUGGAUCCUUCCUCAGCUGAAAUACGUCUCCCUCGAAGGCUGCUCGAACAUACACGAUACCGAGCUUGUGCGAUUUGUCUCCUCCCGGGUACAGGGACGAGAUUCACACUCUGAGGUUCUGCCUUCACGCUUGCAGAGCGUAGACGUAGCAAAGCUCUCACUCAGCAAGGUGACACUUGCGUGGUUGGCAAACAGGGUGACCGUGGGGUUUCGAUCCUCUUAGUUGCGAGGAUCUAUCUGAUUGUGAGAAGGUGUACUUGUCCUGUUUUCCCUUUACCGUGUUGUUACAAAAGAUUGAUACCCCUCUCAUGUGUACCACAAGGACUGUUAUCAAUACGUUGUUUGUGCCUGUUCUUCUAUAGUUAAG
Messenger RNA from Dacryopinax primogenitus, 1649 nucleotides. RefSeq lists its product as uncharacterized. Bases 27 to 1505 code for a protein of 492 amino acids. The record is from RefSeq and is a predicted model, not a curated record. The transcript has 3 exons. Gene Ontology annotation, molecular function: protein binding. NCBI's taxonomy places the organism in Eukaryota, Fungi, Basidiomycota, Dacrymycetes, Dacrymycetales, Dacrymycetaceae.